GGAAGCUGCGUGCCCCGAUGGCUGCGGAGAGGGAACGGGUAGAUGCCGAGCAAUGUUCUCCUCAGACCGGGUUCUCAGCGCCGGAACAGCUCCUCUGUACCCAGACCCCCAGCAACAGAGAAGGCGGAGGGACAGCGGGUCGCUCCUUCAGGAGGACACCACUUGGACCAUCCAGAAAACUAAAUGCAAGCUUUAAAUCACCAGUACAGACCUCUCUCGACCAUGAGCUUGAUUCUGCUGGUCUUCAACUUCAUGUUGAGAAUCUGAGGAAGAAAUGUAACAAUCUUGACCGUGAGAUUGCAGAGCUGCUCUCGGCAGGAUACACUCUGGAAGAGUUGGACCAACACAUUGAUCAGCUCCACGAGUACAAUGACAUCAAGGAUGUUGGCCAGUUACUGUUGGGAAAGUUGGCUGUCAUCAGAGGGGUUACCACCAGGGAGCUGUACAGUGAGUUUGGACUGGAUUUGGAGGACUAGACUGAAUCGGGAGGGCCUCUUGUCGAAGAGGAGGAUGUGAAUCAUUAUCUGUCUCAAUUUGAUCUGCACAUUGAUUCCACCGACAAAGAUAUUGAAGACGGGGAGAGGAUUGUGAACCAUGACCAAAAGGCCACCUAAGCACCUGGCUUUGAAGUCUGGUGCUAUGUCAGAUCUGCUGCCUUGUUUAAAAACUCAGUAGAUUUCAAGUAGCGUUGCUGAUGAAUUCUGUAUCAGUUGAGGUUAUGGACUUGUUAUGAUGGCACCUCCAGUGUUUCUAGUCACUACCGAGCUCUGAUAACCCACCCCGCUUUAUUUGGUUUGUGCUGUGAGGUAUUCCCUGUUUGGAAAUUGGGAUAAUCCCCUUCCUGGUUCAGUGCUUUCCAUGGUGUUCUGAGCAGGAAGGAUUAGCAGCACAUUGCAGCUAGUUUAUUGAGCUUGAGUUUAAUGACCUCCAGUUUGACCACCUGCAAACUCUUGGGUGAAUCCUCAGCUUGAUGUUUGAGAGAUGGGUAAAAGGCCAGUUUGGGAACGUGGCAUGUGAACCACCUACCAGAGGUGAUGAUUCUUAUCGUUCCAAGUGUGUGGACAGUGAAUAUCAGAAGGUCAUUCCAUUAUUGAGGCAUCAUGGUUGAGCCUGGUUUUAACCAUACUCCAUACACGGUCACUUCGGUAGCAGGAGAAAUGUGAUCAGGAGCAGUGACCCUGAUAAACUACCUUCUCCACACUCAGGCUGGAGACUGAUUUAGGACCCAACAAUCAUCACUUGUUCCACGUAUGAAAACUGUUGAUUCAUUGUUUGUUAAGGAUUAAACCUCCAUUUAAGAUUUCUUUAAGAGGUCAUCAGGACUAAAUUGUGCCACUUCCCGGAACUCUGUUUUGUAAUUGUUGUUUGUUGAUCAGUUUUGGUCCUUUACGUUUAAUUAAAAAGUAUCUGUUUGUGACUUGA
Molecule: messenger RNA, 1422 nt
Organism: Stegostoma tigrinum
Lineage: Eukaryota; Metazoa; Chordata; Chondrichthyes; Orectolobiformes; Stegostomatidae
Gene: swi5
Product: SWI5 homologous recombination repair protein
Exons: 5
Coding region: 18-476 (152 amino acids)
Biological process (GO): double-strand break repair via homologous recombination
Cellular component (GO): Swi5-Sfr1 complex; Swi5-Swi2 complex
Source: RefSeq, a predicted model, not a curated record